Rhincodon typus (whale shark) is the source of this 3468-nucleotide messenger RNA. Its product is annotated as zinc finger protein 271-like. The record is from RefSeq and is a predicted model, not a curated record. The transcript has 2 exons. Bases 365 to 1300 code for a protein of 311 amino acids. Lineage: Eukaryota; Metazoa; Chordata; Chondrichthyes; Orectolobiformes; Rhincodontidae.
CUUCCUAUAGGGACUGAAAACCAAGUGAGGAGAUGAAGGAUUGCACUAUAGAACGCCACGUAAUAGAGAGAGGAUAGAGACCACAGAUAGAUCUGACCAUCACCCAAGGAACAACUGCACAACUGUGCGAAGACACCGCGUCUCUUCUCAGCAUUGCUCAACACAGAGAAAGUUGGGUAGUGAAACCAUCAUCCAGAAAUCAGUUGGGUCAGGGGGAUUUUGGCAUAUCAUGAGCCGCUGACUCACUGCUAUAGCCGUGGGGCUGUUUAAGUGAGAGGUCUGUGAGAAGAGCUACACAAACUUGUAAGGUCUCUACACAGACAAGGUACAUCUGUUGUACUACUAUUAACACAAGGGCAGCUACAUGAAAGAGAAACCAUUCAAGUGUACGUUGUGCGACCGAGCUUUCGCAAGGUCACUGACACUCACAAAUCACCAACGUAUUCACACUGGGGAGAAGCCAUUCAAAUGUGAGGUGUGUAACAAGGGCUUCACACAGCUAUCGGGCCUGCUGAAUCACCAACCCAUUCACAGAGGGGAAAAGCCAUUCAGAUGUGAGAUUUGUGCGAAAUCAUUUUCACAGUCAUCCAGCCUCCUUGUGCACCAACGCAUUCACACAGGAGAAAAGCCAUUCAGGUGUGAGGUGUGUGAUAAAGCAUUCUUGACAUUAGGGGAACUUCGAAAACACCGACGCAUUCACACAGGGGAGAGACCGUUUACAUGUGAGGUAUGUGACAAAUCAUUCUCGCAGUCAGAGAAUCUCCACACACACCGACGCAUUCACACAGGGGAGAGACCAUUUAGAUGCAAGGUUUGUGACAAAUCAUUCUUACGGACAGAGAACCUCCGUAAUCAUCAGCGCAUUCACACAGGGGAGAAACCAUUCACAUGUGAAGUGUGUAACCAGAGUUUUACACAGUUGUCAGGUCUGGUGCAUCAUCGGCCUACUCACACAGGCAACAAGUCAUUCACCUGUGACAUGUGCGACAAGUCAUUCUCACAAUCAUCGACCCUCCGUGAGCACCAAAGAAUUCACACAGGGGAGAAGCCAUUCAGCUGUGUGGUGUGUCACAAAUCAUUCUCACGGUCAGGGAACCUUCGUACACAUCAACGUAUUCACACAGGGGAGAAACCGUUUAAGUGUGAGGUGUGUGACAAAUCCUUCACUCAGUCAUCAAUCCUCCUUGUUCACCAACGUGUUCACACAGGGGAGAAACCAUUCAUGUGUGAGAUGUGCGACAAAUCAUUCUCGAGGUCAUGGAGCCUUCUCCUCCACCAGAGAACCCACACCGGGGAGUGAACAUUUAAGUGUGAUGUUUAUGAUGAAGGUUUUGCAAUGAUUCUGACCACCUUGCAAAACACAGAAUUCAGAUAGUGGUGAAACUCAUCAGGUGCAAUGUUUGUGGCAAGGUUUUCCUGCAGUCAAAUUAUAACUGGUCCAUCAAUGCACUGACACAGGCCUAGCAGUAUGAGGUCUGUAAUUAAUCCUUCACAUGGCUUUUGGACUUCCUGGAACAUCAAUGAACUUACACAGGGAUCUAUGCAACCAGGCUUUUGCCAAUCUGUCCUCAGAGUGUGUAACAGUGUACACAGUCUCACUGUGCAGGGUGUUCAGUGGGACUGGGACACAGAACAAGACGCAGCUUUCACUCCCAUCAAACACCUAGUGAUGACAUCACCAGUGCGGAGGGAUUAUGAUGUCAACAAUGGAGGCACCCUGCAGUGUGAUGUCAGUGACACAGGACUUGGAGCAAGCCCCAUGCAGUGAGGGAAACCCAUUGUGUUUGUAUCCAGAGUCAACACUAACUACACAACACUAUGCACAGAUUCAGAAAGAAAACCUAUUAUCUUUGUGAAAUCUUCAAGCAGUACCUUUGGGAGAGAGAAGGAGGUGAUGGUGGAAUCUGACCACAAGCCAAUUCAAGACAUCUUUCUGACUGCAGGCUGUUGUCACCAGUUGAGCUGGCCUGGGUGCAAACAUUCAACACACUCAACAAAAAUGAGCUCAUUUGGCAACUGUGUAGAAAGGUUGUCACCUCGAUCAUACACACUGAAAGAGAAUGACUAGAACUGUUUUAGCAACCAAAGACAUCUAUGUGCAAUUGGAAAAGCUGUUCUUUCACAGCAGACAGCUUGAAGAGGCUGGUUUGAUUUCACCAAUCAAGUGCAGAACUGAACCACCAUGAACCCCAGAGGUCAACUAUUCCCCAACAAAUGCUGCAGAUCGGCAACACCAACAACACCCACCUCAGUGAUGCCAUUCCCCUGAGAAAUGACAGCAGACACUGGCUGAUCAACUGGUAUCUAUUAUAAUAAGACUUGAAUGGUUCAAGGGUCAUGUGUGGAACAUGCAUAUGGGGCAGAUAAAAUUGGAACUUACUAGAAAGAACAAACAGUAUUUACAUACAUGGGUGACAUUUUUCUUGAUGGGCUAUAUAUGUGGAGUAACUUGCAAACAAUAGUGUAAAUAUUUUCCUGCGAAUUAGAUGUUUUGAGAAAUACGCAACAUCUUGCAAUAUGAAGCUGAUAUCUGAUAUCUUAUGAAAGUAAUGCUUUGGGGGCUGUAGCAUUCUGCACACCACAUGGAACAUUGUUUAAAAUGCAACUUCCUUCAAAUAUUUCUGAAGCAAUGAAUUUCUUGAAGCUUGGCAAACUGACAUAUGAAACAGAAAUGACUUUGAUCAGUAGAUCAGAUGGGAAUUUAAACCAGUCAUUGUCCCAUUUGAGUUCACUAAUUUCAGCUGCUGUCUCAGUUCUCCUGGUAAAUAUUUGACAGAGAUUUCUAGUGUGGGAAUAGCAUUUUUCAUUCAUGGAGGCUUCCAAAUGGACAACAUCAGUGCAGGAUGUGGAGUCUUAAAUGUGUUUGAAAGCAGAUCAGAAGAGGAACAUAGGAUUGAGGAACAAGGGAAGAAUGGAGAUACAAGGGAUAUACCAAGUACAGAGGGGUAGGAGCAAUUUCUUCUUUUCCUCGUUCAAUCUCUGCUCCCUUCCACAUUGUCUUGCUUUCUACCUCUCCUUCCUCAACCCAUUCUCUUUUUCUUUCUCCAGUAUGAAAAGAGAGAGAGAAAGUUUUAAACUCUAUCAUAAAACAAAGCAGAAACUGUGUUUAAUAUUAUUGAGGUAACAAAAGUCAUUAAGACUAUGUGAUACUAUUUUACCUGUUGCACCUGUUUAUGUGGCACAACUGAAAUAAACUAUUAUAUGUGGGCCUGUACUUCCCUGAAGUAAUUGCUGGCCACAACCCGUUGAAUAGUCACAAAUGAGACUGACUGUUGGUGCCUGAACGCCCAAAAACCUGAGUGUAAUUUGAAGAGUCACAUCAAACAGGCGUAACCGGCAGUGACUCACCACUUUCAUUAUUCUAAUCUGGAGCCAACAUUUUGAAUUUUGAGGCACGGUGGCUCAGUGGUUAGCAAUGCUGCCUCACAGCACCAGGGACCUGGGUUUGAUUCCACUUUUGGGCGUCUG